GGUACGGAUCUGCGCUGCUCGCGGGCGGCCCCGCGCAAAGACGGUGGCAGGAGGCUCAGCCGCAGGGUGAGUGCCUAUCCCCGAGCCUCAGGAUCGGAAACUCGCCCUCUGCGCGCUCUGGCUCGGGACCCCCGGCGUCCUCCGGAGUCUUCCUUAGCAGGCACCGUCGCCGGCGCGCCUGGGCGCCGCGCACCAUGGAGCUCGCGGCCGGGAACCUCAGCGAGGGGAACGCAAGCGGGCCCGAGCCCCCCUCCCCGGAGCCCAGGCCGCUCUUCGGCGUCGGCGUGGAGAACUUCGUCACGCUGGUGCUGUUCGGCCUGAUCUUCGUGUUCGGCGUGCUGGGCAACAGCCUGGUGAUCACCGUGCUGGCGCGCAGCCAGCCGGGCAAGCCGCGCAGCACCACCAACCUGUUCAUCCUCAACCUGAGCAUCGCGGACCUGGCCUACCUGCUCUUCUGCAUCCCCUUCCAGGCCACGGUGUACGCGCUGCCUACCUGGGUGCUGGGCGCCUUCAUCUGCAGGUUCAUCCACUACUUCUUCACCGUCUCUAUGCUGGUCAGCAUCUUCACCCUGACCGCGAUGUCGGUGGACCGCUAUGUGGCCAUCGUGCACUCUCGGCGCUCCUCCUCCCUGCGGGUGUCUCGCAACGCGCUGCUGGGCCUGGGCUUCAUCUGGGCGCUGUCCAUCGCGAUGGCCUUGCCCGUGGCCUACCACCACCGCCUCUUCCACUGGGAAGUCAGCAACCAGACCUUCUGCUGGGAGCAGUGGCCCAACCAGGGCCACAAGAAGGCCUAUGUGGUGUGCACGUUUGUCUUUGGUUACCUGCUGCCGCUUCUGCUCAUUUGCUUCUGCUACGCUAAGGUCCUGAGUCACUUGCAUAAAAAGUUGAAGAACAUGUCAAAGAAGUCGGAAGCAUCAAAGAAAAAGACCGCGCAGACCAUUCUGGUGGUGGUCGUGGUUUUCGGGAUAUCCUGGCUGCCUCACCACGUCAUCAAUCUCUGGGCUGAGUUUGGGGUUUUCCCGCUGACCCCCGCCUCUUUCCUCUUCAGAAUCGCUGCCCACUGCCUGGCCUAUAGCAACUCCUCGGUGAACCCCAUCAUAUACGCUUUUCUGUCUGAGAAUUUCAGGAAGGCCUACAAGCAGGUGUUCAAGUGCCACAUUCGCAGCACCUCGCCUCUUAAUGACGGUAAAGAGAACAGGAGUCGGGUAGACAACCCUCUGUCCACCAACUGCACUCACGUGUGAGACGGGUGCUAGCGCACGCUCGUGGGCUUUCCAUGCACGUCACCGUACGGCAACGGCGAGCAAGGGGGCACCUUCUGAUACUCACAAUGAUCCAUUCAUUUUAAUGCGAUUCCACUUGGUUUAAAAAAAAAGUGCUUUGGUCCAUUUAGGAAAUCUCUA
Messenger RNA from Lutra lutra (Eurasian river otter), 1403 nucleotides. It is a transcript of the gene GALR1, whose product is annotated as galanin receptor 1. The record is from RefSeq and is a predicted model, not a curated record. Gene Ontology annotation, molecular function: galanin receptor activity. Bases 195 to 1244 code for a protein of 349 amino acids. Gene Ontology annotation, biological process: negative regulation of adenylate cyclase activity; G protein-coupled receptor signaling pathway; positive regulation of cytosolic calcium ion concentration. Lineage: Eukaryota; Metazoa; Chordata; Mammalia; Carnivora; Mustelidae. Gene Ontology annotation, cellular component: membrane. The transcript is spliced from 3 exons.